Messenger RNA from Cetraspora pellucida, 843 nucleotides. The record is from the annotation of a GenBank genome assembly. Lineage: Eukaryota; Fungi; Glomeromycota; Glomeromycetes; Diversisporales; Gigasporaceae.
AUUUUGACGGAAGAAUUACCCUUAAACAUAAGGCUCAUGGGUGUUCGACUAUCUAAUUUACGUUCACGUAAUGAUGAAUGUGGACUGAAUAAGUGGUUUUUUAAACAACAAAAUCCUCCAAAACAAUCAGCAAUUUCUAAAGAAUCAGAACUUGAACCACCAAGAACAUCAAAUCCUAGUAGUAGUUGUUUGAAAAGGUGGUUUUCGACACAAGAAGAUACGAAUGACCAAGAAAAACAAACAAAAAAGCAACGACUUAACAUUGAACCAUUUGGAAUUUCAAAUGCAUCAAAUCAUAAUUCUGCUCGGAGAAAUGUAGCCGACCUGUUGUCAGAACGUGAAUCCGCCAUAACCUCUUGUACUCCAACUCAGGAAGCCAAUGAAAAACAUAAAUGGUAUCCUUUUCCAAAUGUAAAAGUUUCACAAAUUAACGAACAUCUGGAUACAUGUUUAAAUGCUGAAAAUAUAAUUGAUAGUGAUUUUGAACAAGAUGUAAUCUAUUCAAGUUAUUUUGUACAAAACGAACAAGAUGACCGGAUUGGACUAGAUGACCGGAUUGGACUAGAUGACCGAAUUGAACUAGAUGACCGAAUUGAACUCGAAGAACGAAUUGAACUAGAAGAACAAACUGAACUAGUUGAACCUGAAGAUACAAAUAGUGAAGUUUAUGGAUCUGAUGUUCCUGAAAAUUCCGAAAACGACCCGGGCGCUCAAACGAUGAAUAUUGAUUGGAAAUGUCCAAAAUGUGAUAAAAUCUUUAAAAAACCCACAAACAUGCGUAUAAAUUCACAUCUUGACAAUUGUUUAAAAACAAAUAAGGGGUAUGUUGAAAUAGCAUCAUAA